Fragaria vesca subsp. vesca is the source of this 2168-nucleotide messenger RNA. RefSeq names its product pentatricopeptide repeat-containing protein At2g37310-like. Gene Ontology annotation, molecular function: protein binding; RNA binding. Lineage: Eukaryota; Viridiplantae; Streptophyta; Magnoliopsida; Rosales; Rosaceae. Gene Ontology annotation, biological process: RNA modification. The record is from RefSeq and is a predicted model, not a curated record. The transcript has a single exon. Bases 1 to 1995 code for a protein of 664 amino acids.
AUGUGGUUUACAAAGCCAUUGAGCACUCAAAUCUCAGCCCAAACCAACCUCUACAUCCAACGCGCCCUUCACACCGACGGCCUCGACCUCGCCGCCUAUGGCCGCCUCUUCCAGCAUUUCACCGACCGCCGCCUCCCGCGUCAGGCCAAGCAGCUCCACGCCCGCCUCCUCCUCUUCUCCGUCAAACCCGGCAACUUCCUCGCAUCAAAGCUCAUCAGCUUCUAUUGUAGAAACAACCAACUCAAACAAGCACAUAAGGUGUUCGAUGAAAUUCCUCAGAAGAACACUUUCGCUUGGAAUGCCUUGCUUAUUGGGUACUCCAUUCGCAACAUGCAUACUGAUACUCUGAGGCUGUUUUCGGCCAUGAUGGCGUCGCACUCGCCGGAAGCGAAGCCGGAUAAUUUCACUAUGACUUGUGUGAUGAAGGCGCUGGGGGGUUUGUUUUCCGGGACUGAUUUGGCUAAGGAGGUGCAUUGCUUUGUUCUGAGAAAUGGGUUUGAUUCGGAUUUGUUUGUUGCUAAUUGUUUGAUGACUUUCUAUUCGAGGUGUGAUGAGGUUGGAAUGGCCAGGGCAUUGUUUGAUAGGAUGCCGGAGAGAGAUAUCGUGUCGUGGAAUUCGAUGAUUGGUGGGUAUUCUCAGGCUGGGUGUUAUGGAGAGUGUAAAGAGUUGUAUAGGGAGAUGUUGGAGUCUGUGAAGGUGAGGCCUGAUGAUGUGACUGCAGUUAGUGUUUUGCAGGCAUGUGUACAGUCUAGUGAUCUUGAGUUUGGUAUGGAGGUUCAUCGGUUUUUGAACGAGAGUCUAAUUGAGAUGGAUGUCAAGCUUUAUAAUGCUCUUAUAGGGUUAUAUGCAAGAUGUGGUAAGUUUGAUUGCGCUCGAGAAUUGUUUGAUGGGAUGAGUGAGAAGGAUGAAGUGACAUAUGGCUCAUUAGUUUCGGGAUACAUGUUUCAUGGCUUCGUUGAUAAAGCCAUGGAUGUUUUCCGAGAAAGUACCAACCGAAGCUUAAGUACAUGGAAUGCUAUGAUUUCGGGUAUGGUUCAGAACAGUCGGCAUGAGGCUGCCAUAGAUUUAGUUCGUGAAAUGCAGGCAUGUGGUUUCAAACCAAAUACCGUGACAUUAUCAAGUGUUCUCCCUGCAAUUUCGUAUUUCUCAAAUUUGAAAGUAGGGAAAGAAACACAUGCUUAUACAGUCAGAAACAAUUUUGAUUGGAAUAUUUAUGUUGCAACUGCUGUUAUUGAUACUUAUGCAAAGUCGGGGUUUCUUUCUGGGGCACAACAGGUUUUUGAUCAAUCAAAAUAUAAGAGUUUGGUCAUUUGGACAGCAAUAAUCUCAGCUUAUGCUGCCCAUGGAGAUGCUAAUGUGUCUAUUGGUCUGUUUAACAAGAUGAUUGGUAGUGGGAUACAGCCAGAUGAAGUAACAUUUACUGCAGUAUUAACAGCUUGUUCUCAUUCUGGAGCGGUAGACGAAGCUUGGAAAAUCUUUAAGGCCAUGUUUCCGGUAUACGGCAUUCACCCUUCAGUUGAGCACUAUGCAUGCAUGGUAGGUGUUCUUAGCCGAGCUGGGAGACUCACUGAAGCUGCAGAGUUAAUACAAAACAUGUCAAUCGAGCCAAGUGCUAAAGUUUGGGGUGCAUUACUAAAUGGGGCUUCAGUUGCUCGUGAUGUUGAACUGGGGAAGUUUGUUUUUGACCGUCUAUUUCAGAUGGAGCCUGAGAAUACCGGGAACUAUGUCAUUAUGGCAAAUUUAUAUGCACAAGCUGGGAGGUGGGAAGAAGCUGAUAAAGUCAGGGAAAGAAUGAAAGAAGUUGGAUUACAGAAAAUUCCUGGUAUUAGCUGGAUUGAAACAAGUGAUGGAUUACACAGCUUCAUAGCAAGGGAUGCAUCUAAUGAAAGAACUGAAGCUAUCUAUGAAAUACUUGAAGGAUUGCUAGGAUUGAUGAAAGAGAAAGGGUAUGUUUUGCUGGAGGAAUUAGAUGAGGAGAGUGUCAAUGUUGGUUGAAGCCAAGAUCAAUUAUUAUAAAUUUAGAGGAAGAAUGAUCCAACACAGGAAUUUAUGAGAGUAUUAUGACACUUUGCUGAGACCUAGAAUCAGUAACUGUAAGUCUAUUGAUUGAAACUUGGGUGUUCCUUUUUACACCCGCUUUGCUGAUCACACACAUCUUUUACUAAAGA